AGAGGUGGCUGCAUUUCAGUGCUGGUAGCCGCUCUGCCACCGCUCCCCCAGCUCAGCGCCAUGUCGGAGGGCUGGGUGGACUGCCCCACCCUGGGGCCCGGAUGGAAGCGCCGCGAGGCCUACCGCCGAUCCGGGGCCACCUGUGGACGGACGGACACCUACUAUCAGGGCCCCAACGGCGAGAAAUUCCGCAGCAAGAUCGAGCUCACCAGGUUCCUGGGGCCGUCGCAGGACCUGACCAACUUCGACUUCAAGAACGGUGUGCUCCGUGACCCGCCCCCCAAGGUGAAGAAGGUCCAGAAGAGGCACCUCUCACUGUCGGAGCCAGAACUCCCAAACCCCCCUGAGCAGCUGCCCCCCAAACAGCGACCCGUGAAGCCGGAGCCCCCAGAGCAGCCGCCCCCGGAGCAGCGGCCUCAGCCCCUCCCAGAGCGACGCCCCCGGAAGCGUCCGGCGCCCCCGCUGGAACCGCAGGAGUCUGCACAGGAUGGCGUAGUGGCAUGCUGCGCCAGCUGCCAGAACUGCUUCCCCGGGGUGAUGCUGCCCAGCCAGAGACGCUGCCGCUGGCUGUGCCCGGACUGCCGAGCCCAGAGGAGAGACUUCAACAGGGAGCAGCGGUACUUCAAGCGGGUGGGCUGCGGGGCCUGCCAGGCCUGCCAGAUCCCCGAGGACUGCGGCAUCUGCACCGUGUGCGCCGUGCGGGCCGAGGACCCCCAGCUCCGGAUCGGCAGGAAAUGCCUCCUGCGCCGCUGCCUGAAAAUCGUCAAGAAGGGCUUCGGCUGCGGCACCUGCCAGGGCUGCCAGGCCACCGAGGACUGCGGCAGCUGCUACAUCUGCCUGCGGAGGCUGAAGCCCGGCCUGAAGCGGCAAUGGAAAUGCCUGAAACGCCGCUGCCUCAAGAAGAAGAAAUCGGUGGUGGCGAAGAAGGCAGGGUACGGCCCCCGGAAACUGACCGUCGACGGGCCCCCCGCCAAGCCCCAGCUCGCCCAAGGGAGGCGCCGCAGGAGGCUGCCAGCGGCUGGGCCCAGCGCUGACGGCCUGGCCCCUAAACCUCGGCGCCGUAAGAGGUUAACCCCUGCUGCCGCAGCCACAAAAUGGAAGCCGUCGCUGGAGCGAGACCCCGGUGGCCUUUCGGGCUCCCGGCGCAGGAAACAGCUGGGUAAAGUGAAGGAGAAGAAGAAGCCGGGCCGGCCGCCGAAACACCCGAGUGUCAGGGCCCGGAGCAGUGUGCUCUGCUCCAAGAGCCGGCGGAGCCGCAAGUGCGGCGAGUGCGAGGCCUGUCUGCUGAAAGCCGACUGCGGCCGCUGCGACUUCUGCCGGGACAAGCCCAAGUUUGGCGGGGAGAACCUCAAGCGCCAGAAGUGCCGCUGGAGACAGUGUCUGCUCUUCGCAAUGAAGCGGCUGCUGCCGGCGGUGUGGAGCCGCGGGCAGGCGGAGGAGGGGGCGGGGGCGCGCCCCCGGAAGGCCUGGAGGCGCAGGAUCGGCCGCAGCCGCCAGCCGGCCCGGAUCAAGCAGGUGGGGCGGCGGGUCAAGGGGAGCGGCCAGCAGCGCUGGGUUCGGGGCAGUGCCCUGCCGCAGGAGAAGGAGCGCCCGCCGGGCGGGGAGCUGCGGUUCCUGGCGGAGAAAGGGGUCACUGAGGCGCCCGGGCAGCUGGUGCUGCUGAAGGACCGGCCGGGCAGGGACUUUGUCCUGCUCCGCGACGCCCCCCAGAGAUUCCCCCUCCUGCUGCAGCACGUGAAGGAGGAGCCGGCCACACCCCCGCCCCCUGGCCGCCUGGAGGAGCCGGCCCCCACCCUGCUCAUCUCCGCCCCGCCCCUGGUGAAGCAGGAGCCUGGAUGGGACCUUGCACCGGUGCCAGCAGGGGUGCCCCUGCGGAUGGAGGGCCGGGGGCUGGCCAGGGAAGUGGUGGUUCUGGACCCAGCUGAGAAGGACGAGGAGGAGGAGGAGGAGCGCACCCCGGUGAUCAUGGAGAUCUACAGCCUGGGGGCGCUGGCGGGGCGGGCGCCCCUGGACCCGGUGCUGCGGGAGUUCCUGGCCGAGCUGCAGGAGAUCCCGCUGCCGGCCCACUGGGAGGUGCAGCCGCCCCUGGGGGGGCCCGACCUGCGGCUGGUCCAGCGCUCGGCCCGCUCCACCAUGGCCGCCACCGUCAUCCACAUCCGCCCCGGCCUCUUCUUCCAGGUGGUGGCGCGCCAGCUGCCCGUGCCCCCCGAGCACGAGGUCUACGCCAGCCACCCCGCCCGCCUCACCACGGUGGACGAGGUGGUGGAGCUGAUCUGCGACCUGGAGGCCUAUCGCCUCUGCCCCGGCUGGCCGGCCGGCUGGCACGCCGGGCAGCGCUCCCAGGCCUGCGACGUGCUGGUCUACUCGGGCUCCUGCCCCCAGUGCCGCCUGAACCCCUGGCCCUCGGGGAGCGCCGGCCCCUAGGCGCCCCCGCGCCCCCAGAGCUUCUAUUUUUGACACUGGAAUCGGCUGGACCCUGCCGGGUGGGGGGGGGAGAGGGUCAGAGGUGGGCACGG
This is a messenger RNA of Caretta caretta (loggerhead turtle), 2516 nucleotides long. RefSeq names its product methyl-CpG-binding domain protein 1. Gene Ontology annotation, biological process: negative regulation of transcription by RNA polymerase II; DNA methylation-dependent constitutive heterochromatin formation. Gene Ontology annotation, cellular component: nucleus. Gene Ontology annotation, molecular function: methyl-CpG binding; zinc ion binding. The record is from RefSeq and is a predicted model, not a curated record. Lineage: Eukaryota; Metazoa; Chordata; Testudines; Cheloniidae.